AUUUAUCUCUGCGCGUUUAGUUUUUAGUCAAUUUAGUUGUUAGUAAGUUCUCAACCAAAUUAAAUUGGUCAAGAUGAAAUUUCUAAUUGUGUUAAGUGUACUUGUGGUUUGUGCUAGUGCAAAGCCAUUCUUCUUCAAACAUCCACUCCUAUCUGGAUUAUUAGGCGGUGGAGGAUCAAGCAGUAAUGCUGCAGCAUCAUCUUCAUCAUUUUCAGCCCCACCUCCAGAGCCUGUUUUCGUCCCCGCACCCCCUCCCCCAGCACCAGUAUAUCACCCUGAACCCGCCCCAGCACCUAUUUCUUCAGGACCAGCUUCAAAUCCAUUAGGUGGUCUUCACAGCCUUAUUAUGAUCCCGCUCAACAUUAAGAAAAGUCUUCUUCAAGCACAUCAAGCCAAAUUUAACAAGAAAAUCCAACACAUUCUUGGAGCUUUCUCAAAAUUCGGUUCAUUAGGUGGCGGUGGAGGUAGUGGAAAUAGCAUUUCAGGCCCAGAACCUCCAUUAGUGCCUGUUGGACCCCCAGAACCCCUCCCACCUCCGAUUUCAUAUCCACCACCAAUCCAACCAGCACCAACUGGUGGAUUAAGCGGUGGUAAUGUUGACUAUAAUGCCUUAGGUGGAGGUCAAUCAUCAUACUCAAGCAGUGGCAGUCAGUCAAGCUCUUCAGGCAGUGGCCUUUCUACAGGAGGUAAUGUACAGACAUUCCAUCCACAACCAGCACCGAACACAAACUACCAUAGCAGUCCAAUUGUCCUCUACUUGUACCCAGUAGAUCAAUCCUCGUCACAUGCUUCAAGCGGAUCAAGUUCAGUUGAUUUCCAACCAGCUCCAAUUGCACCUCAACCUGAUUGCAAUCAUCCAGCUCCUCAGCCUGCUCCUUUUGUACCCCAACCUGCUCCAUUUGUACCACAACCUGCUCCAUUUGUGCCUGAACCAGCACCUUUCAUUCCCGAGCCAAUCGCUCCACAACAAACUUAUGGACCACCAGAUUAUGAGCCAGCACAGCCAAUUUCUACAUCAUUCUCAUCAGGAACAGCUUCAUCGUCAAGCUUUGAUUUUGAGCCACAAGUAAGUCAACCAGCUCCACAGCCACCAAACACUUAUUUACCACCAUCAUAUAAGAGACGUUUCUAAUUAACAGAAUAAGAAUUAAUUAUUUAUAAAAAAAGAAGUAAGCUUGACAUUCUCGCCAUUUUCUAAGUUUAUAAAUAGAAGAUGAUUUAAAUGCGAGCCAGUAAAAUUGAAUAUACUCUAUAAUAUUAUGUAUAGGGAUCACUGUAUCUGCCAUAGAUUUGUCUUAAUCAAUCGAAUGUACAAUGUACAAUACUGUAAUUAAUAUUAUGUAAUGAUUGUCAUGUCCAAAAUUUUCAUUUUAAUAAUAAUAAUGAUAAUAAAAAAAAAUACAGAUAAAAAAUGUUAAAACCAACACUUUAGAUCUAUUUUACUAUUUUGUUACCAAGCUGCUAAUCGAUUCCACUCUCAAAUGUGUGUACUUAUCAAUAUUCAUGCGUGAAUUUGUUAGCAUAGAAAUAUUCUUCAUUACAUUUCGCUUCUUGUUUGAUCGAGAAGAUGAUAAAAUAAGAAAAAUAAAAAUUUCUUGAUGGCCUUGAAAAAGCUUGAAGAAGAAAACUUGCC
Molecule: messenger RNA, 1633 nt
Organism: Chironomus riparius
Lineage: Eukaryota; Metazoa; Arthropoda; Insecta; Diptera; Chironomidae
Source: the annotation of a GenBank genome assembly